GCCCACCAAGCGGGCUCCACGCCCGCGCGCAAAAGUCCUCUGCUUGGGUGCCCGGCGUUCGACUCGUCGGAUCGGCCGCCGAUUUAAGUAAUCGGCGGGAAGGUCUUGGCGUUCGAGCUGGCUUUGGAAAUCCGUAAACGGAUUACGGCGGGAAGGCCUUCAGGCUGGCGGUCCGUUUCGGUUAAGACCGCAAAAACAUUGCGGGCCCGUGGCAUUGUCGUGAAGAUAGAAGUCACAGCUCUGGGCCUGGCAAGGUCGCUUGCGGCAUCCCAGCGCAAGCAAGUGAAGGACCAGGACGGUUGUAUCAGAGUCAGCCCCUGGCCAAUCGUUAUAAACAAUCAAAGUAUAAUAAAUAUGUAUAAAUAUCUAUAUGCAGCAGCGCCAUAGAAAUAUGGCGGGUUGGAGACAGGACAGAUACAGACAGCAUUUUUUUUUCAUCACCCUUGGACUUUGCAUAUCAAUUCUGUAUCCCUCGUUUCGGUCAGUGAGCCAGUGCAGCAAUGCUUUUGCAAUUCCAUAGAACUGCGGCGGGACAAUGGCGAGCGUUUCACGACAUGCGCCCCGCAUCAGUUCGCCAAGCCUGAGUCUCGUCGCCGUGGAUCUCGUAGCCGCUCGCCGAGUCGCGCAGCAGGGCGCCCGCCAGCAGAGCGCCCCUGGAACGCCCUGCUAAACGGUGGGAGGGGCCUAUCGAUGGAGAUUCUGCAGAACAGAUCGCUGCACGAAAAGGCUUUCGACGAAAGGCCCAUGGAGCGCCCUGCUCGACGCGCAGCAGUGGGGUGGCGGG
Molecule: messenger RNA, 784 nt
Organism: Amoebophrya sp. A120
Lineage: Eukaryota; Dinophyceae; Syndiniales; Amoebophryaceae
Source: the annotation of a GenBank genome assembly